This is a messenger RNA of Pocillopora verrucosa, 1849 nucleotides long. NCBI's taxonomy places the organism in Eukaryota, Metazoa, Cnidaria, Anthozoa, Scleractinia, Pocilloporidae. The record is from RefSeq and is a predicted model, not a curated record.
CCUCUGCAUCUCAAGAGCAUCAUUCAGUCAGCACGCACCAACUCAUGUCGUUUCUUAUUCCAGUUUUUGUCGGUUGCCUGGCAGUUUAUCUUGCCUGGAGACUGAUUCCACGAUCAAACGUUGAAAUCAAAGACAAAUAUGUUCUUAUUACGGGCUGUGACUCCGGCUUCGGCCGCAAAACAGCAAUUCGACUGGACGAGAUGGGAGUUCGCGUGAUUGCAACUUGUUUAACGAAGGAAGGCGAACAGAACUUAAAAUCUGUGACGAGCGACAGACUGAAAACAUUCCAGAUGGAUGUUACAAACUCCCAGCAUAUUAGAGAUGUAUUCGAUGAGGUGGAAAGGCGGAUUCCAGAUGAAACAGGACUGUGGGGCCUGGUUAAUAACGCUGGGAUUCAUAUCCAAUCACCAAUUGAUUGGCAACCGCUGGACAAUUUUAAACGCAUUGCAGAUGUUAAUCUAUGGGGAAUGAUUGACGUCACUAAAACAUUUUUACCUUUAGUGAAGAAGGCCCGAGGACGAGUUGUGAACUUUUCAAGUACUGCAGGUCGAAUAGCAUUCAGCUGUAUCGCUCCUUACGCUGUAACCAAAUAUGGCGUUGAAGCGUUUUCUGAUGCUCUUAGACGAGAAAUGUAUUCUUGGGGAAUAGAGGUCAGUAUCAUGGAGCCGGGCUGUUUUCAGACAGGAAUGACUCAGCCUGCCGCGAUUGAGAGACAGCUGCGACAAUGUUGGAAUAACCUGAGUGAUGAACUGAAAAAGGAAUACGGAGAAGAAUACUUGGAAAAAAGUAUUGCUCUCAGUACUUUGGUCUCUCCUUCUGGUCGUACCGGUGACGUUGUUGAUGCCGUCGUGGACGCUUUGACGUCACAGACACCACGUGAUCGCUAUUUGAUUGGUUUUGAUGCCAAAUUCAUUUUUGCCUGGCUAGCGCGGUUUCCAACCUCUAUGGCAGACUUCAUACUUAAGCGCCUGGUUCCUCAGGACUUGGUGCCGCUGGGGAGCAAAUGAUGCUGUAGCCAACCUGACUGGUUUGGCUAGCGCGACCACCAGCUGUGCAAGGCAUGUACGCACCUGCGCUAAAAGGACACUGUUCCUCAAGUUCGCUAUUAGUACCUUAUGUUACUAUACAGUGCCUGUAGUUCUCCAAUGGUCUUACUUUUAUUAUUAUAUUAAAAUGUAUAUUAAUUUGAUAUUACCUAUUAAAGUGCAUUUCAAUUGAGUGUUGUCACACCAACACCAAAACCGUAAUGAUGACGGCCAACCAGAAGGAGCGAAAAUACCUCAAGGGAGCCAAAGCAAACGAUGCAAGCUUCUUUAUUAGAAUAGUAGAAUUUACUAGGUUGCGUCGUUUUCAAGAAUUUAUGUCAUCAUGACCAUGCUCUAACAUCGUUUCCUUCUCGUGGAAGACAUCCGCUGCUGUUAUUUUGAUUUACAUUUCCAAGAACGUUUAUGUUGCCAUUUAUUCGGCCAAUCAGGUGUCUAGUAGGUGCUGGAGGCGGAGACGUCAAAAUCGUGUCAUGUUGACAACUGUUCUUUAUUGUUUGAGAACUUCGCAAACCAAAGAAAGGAUGUUUGCUUCCUUCUAGCAAAAUCGGUGUAAUUGAAAAAUAUUAGGGACCUAAAGCAAAUCACAACCGCAAAGGUAAGGAGGGCGUGCCAAAAACAAAAGAUCUUAUGGGCAGAAUAAUAGCUCAGCACGUGCGUUUGAAGACUUUGUACAUUUCUUUGCCGACCUCUGCAAAACAACAACUCGACAGAAACUCCGACGACAAAUUAUUUAAAUUUCCAUUUGGAACUCAGCGCUUAUACCGAAGUUGAGUUGUGGCACCGCAAGAGACGGUAAACACAUC